This is a messenger RNA of Cajanus cajan (pigeon pea), 1399 nucleotides long. NCBI's taxonomy places the organism in Eukaryota, Viridiplantae, Streptophyta, Magnoliopsida, Fabales, Fabaceae. The record is from RefSeq and is a predicted model, not a curated record.
UAGAGUGAGUGAGUGAGUGGCAUUGCAGUGCAGAGUGCAGAGGGGAAAGGGAGAGAAAGAGAGAAAGCAGAAGGCAUGGCUAAAUCACCCCAAACCCAACUUCCUCUCAAAGCUUUUGGCUGGGCUGCUUCAGACACUUCUGGCAUCCUCGCCCCCUUUCAUUUUUCCAGAAGAUCACGUGAUUCUUGCAGGGAAAAUGGCCAGAAUGACGUCACUCUCCAGAUUCUCUACUGCGGUGUUUGCCAUUCCGAUCUCCACACUCUCAAAAACGACUGGGGUUUCACCACUUACCCUGUCGUUCCUGGGCAUGAAAUUGUUGGUGUUGUGACAAAAAUUGGAAACAAUGUAAAAAAUUUCAAAGUGGGGGACAAAGUUGGAGUUGGUGUGAUAGUGGAGUCUUGUAAGGAAUGUGAGUGUUGCCAACAGGAUCUGGAGAGUUACUGUCCCAAACCUGUGUUUACCUAUAACUCUCCUUAUUAUGAUGGGACACGAACUCAAGGUGGUUAUUCUAAUUUCGUGGUUGUUCACCAGCGUUAUGUGCUCCGAUUUCCUGAGAACUUACCCCUUGAUGCUGGUGCUCCACUUCUGUGUGCUGGGAUCACUGUGUAUAGCCCAAUGAAAUAUUAUGGGAUGACAGAGGCAGGCAAACAUUUGGGAGUGGCAGGGCUUGGUGGGUUAGGCCAUGUUGCAAUCAAAUUUGCUAAGGCGUUUGGGCUUAAAGUUACUGUCAUUAGUUCAUCCCCAAACAAGGAAGAUGAGGCCAUUAAAAGGCUUGGGGCUGAUUCUUUCCUUGUUUCCUCAGACCCUGCGAAAAUGAAGGCUGCUAUGGGAACCAUGGACUAUAUCAUAGACACAAUUUCUGCAGUUCAUUCCCUGAUUCCACUGCUUGGUCUGCUGAAGCUGAACGGGAAACUGGUUACUGUAGGGUUGCCUAACAAGCCCCUUGAGCUGCCUAUCUUUCCGUUAGUUGCAGGACGGAAGCUUGUUGGGGGGAGCAACUUUGGUGGGAUCAAGGAAACCCAGGAAAUGCUUGAUUUCUGCGGAAAGCACAACAUAUCUGCGGAUAUUGAGCUGAUUAAGAUGGACCACAUCAACACAGCCAUGGAAAGGCUUAGCAAAUCUGAUGUCAAAUAUCGCUUUGUGAUUGAUGUGGCGAACUCUUUCUCAAGUUUGUAGAAGCUACCAUGAUUCUGCAACUCUUGGGCAUGUGACUCCUUAGAUGUCUUAGUAUUUUGGGAAUAUUUAAGAUUGCUAAAGAUGUCGAACUUUAAAAUUCAUAGCAUCUUCUCUUAAAUUGAUAGAACUAUGGGUUUAAAAUUUAUAUUUUGGGAAUUGGUAUAAGAUGUCGAACUUUAAAGAUAAGAGCAUCCUAUUAAUAAUGCUUGGGGUUUUGAAUUUA